This is a messenger RNA of Acaulospora colombiana, 1176 nucleotides long. NCBI's taxonomy places the organism in Eukaryota, Fungi, Glomeromycota, Glomeromycetes, Diversisporales, Acaulosporaceae. The record is from the annotation of a GenBank genome assembly.
AUGACUCGUAUCACGCCCAUGUUCCUUCCUGUUCUCCUUUUAUUCAUUUCGCUUUGCGCUAACGUUCAAGCUAGUUUGACUUUACAAGAAGAUAUCAUCAGUUACUCAGAUGCAUCGACAGUGAGUCUCACCUCUGCACCCAAUGGUGCGAUCGAUUACACCUCCAAUAAUGAUGAAAUUGAAAAUACUCCCGAACCUGCAAACGGUCUUACGGGAGUUCUGUUCGGCAUUUCGGGAACAUGUUCACAGGAUGGUGGCAGCAAAACCAUUCCACCAUUGUCGGCCAUUCCAUCAAGCGUUAACAGUUCAAGGAUCGCCUUCUUUAAGCUUGAUAGUUCCUGUUCCAUCUACGAACAGAUAUUGAAUGUACAAGAAGGUGGUGCAAUUAGUGCGAUCAUAUACAUAGAAGGUACAUCUUCUUCAAAUGGAACCUCGACCACUGUCACACCGAGCGGCAUAAAGAUUCCUGCAAUUGGUAUUAAUGCCGACACCUUUAAUGCGUUGACAAAGACCUUGAAUGAUACCGCUGGCCAACCAUCACAGCGACGCGAACGUAACACUAUGAUUGCCCAACAAGAAGCUAACGUUAAUGCCAAGUUACAAAUGUUUACGUUGGAGAAGUCGGUUGUUAAAACUUUCCCAACUAUUGUCUAUCGGAAAAAUGGUGAUAGAAGCAGGGACCCGUUUGAAUCGAUCGGAUCUUCUCUCGCCACCGCCGCCGGAUCAUCGAAGAGUGAUGACCGCGCCACCGAUGUUUGUUCAAUUUGUUUGGAAGAGUACGAAGAUGGUGAAACAUUAAGGAAAUUACCUUUGUGCUCUCACAAGUAUCACAAGGAUUGUAUUGAUCGUUGGUUGACCACAAAGUCGUCUCAAUGUCCCCUGUGCAAACAAGACUCGACACCUCUGGAAGUCGCCAAGAAGAGGGAAAAGAGAUAUGUUCAAACCGUGGAAGUACAAACCAGACUUGAUUCCAUCUACAACACAUCAAACAGUCGCGGCAGCAGCCGGGAAAGCGGCGACAUGGGAACUGGUUCCUCGAAAUUCGGACGUUUUCUCGACAUGCUUGGCUACGGAAAUUCUGAUGACGUUAAUGUUCACGUGAGGCCAAACGGCGAAGGUUUAUUCGCAGUUCAAGAUCUACACUCCCGAUCAGACAACAUGAACCGAAUUGUGUAA